AUGGCCCCUAAGCAGAAACGUGAGACGGACGGCGAUUCAUCUAAGCCGCUCUCCGGUUGCGUUAUCACCGUCUGUGGCAAGUUCAAUCGAACACACCAGCAGAUCGAGAAGGAUAUCAAGACGCUUGGAGGCACCUACAAGAAAUCCUUCUCCAAGCAAAUUACGCACCUCAUAGCCACCCGGGAGUCGUACAAUAAGCCCUCCGACCUUGUUAAGAAGGCCAAAAAGCAGGACGGCUGUAAAAUCGUCGAUGUGAAAUGGCUGGAGAAGUGCUCAAAGUCCGGGUCGAAGGUCAACACCACACCGUACCUUCUCGAGCAGCAGGCCGAGAACAAAGAGGACAUCUCCGACAGUCAAACCGGCGACGAUGCCGUCAGUGAGUCCGGCAACGACUCUAGCGACGACUCUGGCGACGACUCUGGCGACAACUCUGGCGACGACUCUGGCGACGGCUCUGGCGACGGCUCCGGCGACGGCUCCAGCGACCAAGCCGAGGACGAUCUGAGAAAAAAUGAGCGGCAUAAGAAGAAAGUAAAGGGCCGAGCCCUUGAAAACAUGUACAUCUGUGCGAUUGACACUCUUAAAGACCAAAACGUGGAGCAGUUGAAAAAGGAGAUCCGCGCCUUGGGGGGGCGUUAUCAGACGAGCGUUACAAGGAAGACCACCCACCUCUGUGCAUCGCAACGCCAAUUCGACACCCUUCAGAAAGACAUCUUGUAUGCGCGUGACAACGGUGCUCUUAUCGUCAGUCUAUCGUGGCUCAACGACACGCUCUACUUGAAGGAGCUUCAAAGCACUGACAAGUACGUCCUUCGAAGCAGCGAGAAGACGAGGUCGGAGGGCAGCCCGAGGAAGAGGACGUCCCCAAAGAGUAAUCGAGAGAGCCAAGAGGAAAGCAGUGAGGACGAGGAAGAGAGUGACGAAGAGCAGCACAAGCCUCCUACCCGUUCGACCACGCACAGAGCACGGAACAGACGCAUGGCAACGCCGCCGGACUCCGAAGGUCGUCGAUCCACCACACCCGCUAAGAAGCCGGGUCUGUUCUGGAGCACCAAUACGAAAAAGCUCCUCGACAUGCCCCUGCACCCGCCCAAGGAUCCGGCACAAGUUGGAAGUAGUUUCAUCCAGCUUGUAUCCGAUCCGGACCAGAAGACGGGCUCGAAAAACAAACCACUCGACGGGCAGAUCGUGACGGAAGUGUACAGAGGGCAACUUCUGGUUGCAGCACCUGGGUUGAACAAGGAAUAUCCGGAAUCCAUGAGAGCCUUUCUCGUGCAAGGCAGUCGCUAUGCGGGACACAAGGCAAGCUUUCGGCAACUCGGCAAACUAGCCAUGCCGUCGGGCACGAAGGCUGACUUUCCGGGACUGACACUGGACAAAAUGAACGUAGUUCUUGUGGCAUCCGAUGAAGCUGAGAGGGUGUCCCUUGUGCUGUUUCUCGUUGAUGGUACGAAAUAUCUGCAGCUUGCUUCUCGCACAACUCUGAACGACAUUCUGGGCAAUAAGAAGGGAGAUCAGAUCGUGAUCGGGAGGAGACAAUUGGCCGGACAGAAUGUUCCAAAGAAGAUGAAGGCGCUCGAGGUUUCGCCUGAGGUGUGGGACAUGCUUGAGAGGAAGAACGACGGGGAGACUUCGUAG
Verticillium nonalfalfae is the source of this 1638-nucleotide messenger RNA. RefSeq lists its product as uncharacterized. The transcript has a single exon. The record is from RefSeq and is a predicted model, not a curated record. Lineage: Eukaryota; Fungi; Ascomycota; Sordariomycetes; Glomerellales; Plectosphaerellaceae. The coding region runs from base 1 to 1638 and encodes 545 amino acids.